Messenger RNA from Alligator mississippiensis (American alligator), 3101 nucleotides. It is a transcript of the gene SLC25A1, whose product is annotated as solute carrier family 25 member 1. The record is from RefSeq and is a predicted model, not a curated record. NCBI's taxonomy places the organism in Eukaryota, Metazoa, Chordata, Crocodylia, Alligatoridae. Gene Ontology annotation, biological process: mitochondrial citrate transmembrane transport. The coding region runs from base 39 to 983 and encodes 314 amino acids. The transcript has 9 exons.
CCGGGCCGGGCGGGAGCCGCGUCCGCCCCGACUGCACCAUGGCCGCCCCGCCCGGCCCCCUUCGCCCGCCGCGGUGCCUGGCCGCCGCCGCCCCCGCCGGCAAGGCCAAGGUGACGCACCCCGGCAAGGCCAUCCUGGCAGGUGGCAUUGCUGGUGGCAUUGAAAUCUGCAUUACAUUCCCCACCGAGUAUGUGAAGACGCAGCUCCAGCUUGAUGAGAAAGCACACCCGCCGCGGUAUGCUGGCAUCGCGGACUGUGUGAAGCAGACUGUGCGUGGCCAUGGAGUGAAGGGGCUGUACCGAGGUCUCAGCUCACUGGUGUAUGGCUCCAUACCCAAGGCUGCUGUGAGGUUCGGCAUGUUCGAGUUCCUCAGCAACCAGAUGAGAGACGAGCAGGGGAAGCUGGACAGCACACGCAGCCUCUUCUGUGGCUUGGGAGCUGGGGUGGCAGAGGCAGUCAUGGUGGUGUGUCCCAUGGAGACCAUUAAGGUGAAGUUUAUCCAUGACCAAUGCUCCCCCAAGCCCAAGUACCGUGGUUUCUUCCAUGGUGUACGGGAGAUCGUCCGUGAGCAGGGUCUGAAGGGCACCUACCAGGGGCUGACAGCCACUGUCCUCAAGCAGGGAUCCAACCAGGCCAUUCGCUUCUUUGUCAUGACCUCUCUUAAGAACUGGUACAAAGGGGAUGAUCCAAAUAAGGUCAUAAACCCCUUUAUCACUGGCGUGUUUGGGGCCACUGCCGGAGCUGCGAGUGUCUUUGGCAACACCCCGCUGGAUGUGGUGAAAACCAGGAUGCAGGGACUGGAAGCGCACAAGUACAAGAGCACCUGGGACUGUGCCUACAAGAUCAUGAAAUACGAAGGGCCCCUGGCGUUUUACAAGGGUACCAUCCCGCGCCUGGGUCGGGUCUGCCUGGACGUGGCCAUUGUCUUUGUCAUCUAUGACGAAGUGGUCAAGCUCCUCAACAAGGUGUGGAAGACAGACUGAGCCCAUGGCUCCGGGCAGUAGCACCGCCUCCACCUCUGCCAGGCCACAGCUGGGGAAGGAUGACCGGAACCAGAGGGACACAUCACCAGAGGCGGUGCUGGGGGCUCAAGUCUCCCAUGUGUGUGCAGGCAGGGGAAGCCACCCCAUGCCCCCCUCCCCAUUCCUUCCUUCCUUUAACAAACCCAAUGACCUUUAUUUAUAGGAAUGAACUGUGAUAGGUUUAAAUUAUGGAUCGUGCAAUGCCAUGAUGGGGGGAGGGGGAAAUCUUAUAUGCAGGCUUCACGGUGGCCAGCUGUGGCAGCUUGGUGGGGUAGGAAGAGCUAGGAACUCGGUGCCCAUGAGUGAGAAAGGUGCCACGGUUCUUCAGCUCAGAAUUCAGUCAGUUUCCUUUUGCCUUUGGACCAAAUUAGCCAGCAAGUAGCUUUCCACUGACAGGCACUGUUAUGCCAUGUCUAUCCUAACAGGCAGCACUGCACUGAGAGAGGCUGGAAGGCUGGUUGCUCCCUCUGCCAUGCUGUGAGGGCCCUGGCUGUAGGGGAGCUCCCAACUACUCCAGUGCCAGCCUUGAGAUGUAGGAAUUGCUAGAGGGGAUGGUUUGGAUCUCAGCCUAUCUCAGUCAGUGAUGGGGAACCCCAGCCUGCUCUAGCAGACCUCAUCCUUGCCUCAAGUGCAGCAUUUCCAUUUGGAAGAGGCAACUUAAUGCUGUGUGGCCUAUAUUGGCCAUUUCGCACGUGGAAGCUGGGGGGUGGGGUGUCACAGGGCAGCCAGCAUUGGUUCGUCCCUCCCCUCUGAGCCAGAUCCAGUAUGAUCCAUGGCCUUAAAUCUGUUCUGAGCAUGCCUGUCCUCUUGUCAGCUCUGCCAGGCCAGCAGCAUCCCUUGGAGGAGAACGGGGAAUCCAUUCUGCACUCUCUCUCCUUGAAGUUGAGGGCAGACAGCAUGCCCUGUCCUGUCUUCCUCUCUCACCAUUGGCAUCUGGCAGAGCUGUUGCAGGCCUGGCACAUCCCUGACUCCCCAGCCCAGACACGUAACAUUCUGGUAUGGACCAAAGGCACCCAUGCCACAGGGGCUCGGCGAAGUUUUGGUUUUCAUUGCUGAGGAAACAUCCUCCGAGCAACCAGAACCUGCAGCACCUCUGCCAAAGCCCCUCUGUUUACAAUUUGAAGGUGUGAGGAAGGGGCAACGGUACGGGUGACACCCUCUUGCCUUACGCUUGGCCUCUGUACCACUCGCGAGGAGGCCCUUUCCCUCAUUAGGUCAUUCCCUCUUCUGCAUUCCUGCCUCUCACCCCCUUUCUGCUUCUCUAUUCCAGUGAUGAGGGCCAUAUAAGUACCUAGAGACUAAAUAAACUCAACACGGACCUAGUAAACACCUGCACUGUAUCUGAAGAGAACUCUUUGCCCAGUGCCAAGCGCUUGUAAUGAUUCCAGUCCAUUUGUGCCAAAUUGUGUGUCUUGUCUAUGAUGGAGAUGUGGGGGUCUCUCUGUUCAAUGUUCUGUCAGUAACAAAUGCAGCCUUAAUACUAUCCUACCAGAGGAGUUAGGAGAAUGUCACUCUUUUCUCCAAAGCCAUGGAGAAUUUUUUUUUUUUCUAUUACUUUUUGUGUUCACAACUUGAAUAAAGUAGAAAGCUCUUCUGAACAAAGCCUUGAGCCUGAAAAGCCAGCGCACAUCCCUACCAGGGUGCAAAUGUGAGUGCAGGCACAAGCACACUCGGGUGUGUGUUCAGUAGUUGACUACACUAUUCCACAGUAUUGGUCCCAGACCUUGCAGCUCCAGCCACGUACGUUACUGCAGCAUUGGCAGCCGCUGGUGUGCCAUGCAUCUGCCGACAGACACCAGUAGCUGUCUGCAGCACGGUGGUUUGCAGUGGUCUGGCUAGCCAGGAUGCACCCUGGCUCUCGGGGGAGCACUAUACAGGAUGCCUGGUCAGGUGCUUUGUUCCACUCCUGCUACUAUUGUAGAACCCAGGGGUUCCUUUUGAAGCUUGUUGGGGUGGUGGGUGUUAGUAUUGCACUUGAGACUGGAUGGUAGAGCAAGUCUUUCUCUUGCCAUUUUCAAGGCCAAACUGGUGCUCUUUGGUGAGAGCAUCCACAAUAAACCAAAGUUUCCUGUUUAACAA